This is a messenger RNA of Cyanidioschyzon merolae strain 10D, 1920 nucleotides long. RefSeq names its product tRNA (5-methylaminomethyl-2-thiouridylate)-methyltransferase. Gene Ontology annotation, molecular function: sulfurtransferase activity. NCBI's taxonomy places the organism in Eukaryota, Rhodophyta, Bangiophyceae, Cyanidiales, Cyanidiaceae. Gene Ontology annotation, biological process: tRNA processing. The record is from RefSeq and is a predicted model, not a curated record. The transcript has a single exon. Bases 1 to 1920 code for a protein of 639 amino acids.
AUGUUCGCAGCCUCGGCGCUGCCUCUAUGGAGUUCCAGGUCUUGCAAUGUUGCUGUUGCAUCCGCGAGGGCGAACGUGGUGCGGCAACACAGUCAUAUCGAAGGCGCAGGCCGACCUCGGCGGCAUCGCUUUAAGAUGUGCUUUGCAGCAACCAGAGAGCACGAUGACGACAGAAAUUUUCGAGUGGGUGAGGAUUUUUUGGCUAAAGCUCGCGCUUCUGCUGAGGAUUUACGUGCACGUCUCUGCACAGUCGCGGACGGAAAGUUGCGAGUUAUCUCUCUGAUCACUUAUACGGACACGCAGUUAAGGCCUCUGGCACCUGAGAAAAGAACAAGCUCUACUCGAGUUAACGGCUGUACUUCGGUAACGUUUGUCGAGCCACACUUUGGAACGACUUGCGGGGGCGAAACCUGCGUCAGGUACCUCGAGGGUUAUUCUGACUCGCGCCUCGCAAGCGGAGCAAUUGUUUUGUUGUCCUUGGCACUCUGUGGAAAAACGCUUCCAGAGAUUGAGCGCUUUCGGGCGGAUACGCUUCUCGAGUCUUUUUGUUUGCGCGAGAUCGUGAUGUCGCCCCGAAUGGGAGGCGUAAAAGCCAUUCUGCGGCACGUUCAAGAACGAAUGCAAGUCGUAUGCAGCGGGCGCCAUCUCGCGCCGCAAGAACCUGCAACGCUCACCCAGAAGUCUUACAGCGCAAACCUUGAUGUUGUAGGACCUGUUCUAGGGGACGAAUCGCCUGCAGAGGUUGCGGUCCUGCUCUCUGGUGGGGUCGACUCCGCUGUCGCGAUGGCUUCUUUGUUGGAGCGAGGAUUCCGAGUGCAGCCCUUUUAUCUCAAGAUAUGGCUGGAGGACGAACUAGCCAAUUUGGGCCGUUGCCCCUGGGAGGACGAUAUCCGGGACGCCGAGAAGGUCUGCGCAGCACUGGCCCGAAAGUACAACCAAAGGGUGCAACUCGAGACACUAUCUCUCCAAGAGGAAUACUGGAGUCGUGUCGUCCAGUAUACAAUAGACGAGGCGCGCCGAGGGCGAACGCCGAACCCUGACAUCAUGUGCAACAGCCGAAUCAAAUUUGGGGCCUUCCUGGAUUCUUUGGGUCAGAGAUACGCUCUAGUAGCUAGUGGGCACUAUGCCCGGGUAGUAACUAUGCGGCAUACUGAGAGGGGAGGCGAGACGCAUGCUGUGGCGCAGCUCUUCUGCUCCCCUGACAUCGUCAAAGAUCAGACGUACUUUCUCUCGCAGCUGUCCCAGCAGCAAUUGUUGAAAGCUACAUUUCCCAUAGGUGACUUGACAAAGAGCGCGGUCCGUCGACUCGCUCGGGAACGCUAUAAUCUGCCUAAUUGUGACCGACCAGACUCUCAGGGUAUUUGUUUUCUAGGAAAAUUGAAAUUCGAACAAUUUCUCGAGCAUUACCUUGGCACCUGGGCGGGGCCCAUCAUGGAGGCAGAGUCGGGUCGAUUUUUGGGCACGCAUCGAGGAUUUUGGUUCUACACCAUAGGACAGCGGAAAGGGCUGGCACUGCCUGGCGGCCCUUGGUACGUCGUCGGAAAAGAUCUAGAGAACAACAUCGUGUUGGUCAGUCGAGAACGUUCACAAUGCAACGUGACUUGUCGCUCGUUUAUUGUGGAAAAUGUGAACUGGAUCGGAUGGGAACAUAGCAACACUAACGAAGAACCCAUGCGAUGUCGCGUGAAGAUCCGUCACGGUCCAAGAAGCGUGUCAGCAGAGGUCCACUGCCUAGAACCGAAAAAUCAGUCUUGGAUCAUUGCUCUCGAUGAACCGGAGUCUGGUAUUGCCCCGGGGCAGUUUGCAGUGUUUUAUAGAGAAAACCAGUGCCUUGGGGGCGGCGUCAUCGCUUCGGUACCCGCGCUACAAGUGUCCCGAACAAUCCAGAGACGCAGCAUGACCGAGGAGUGCACCAUCUAG